UACCUACUUAGCCAUCGCGAAACUCCACAUCUGCUUCCCUUUUGCGCGCCUAAUCCAACGUCAUAGCAACGUUGCACCCCCAUAUUUCUGGACCCAUAACCACCUCACACGCUCGCACACUGGCUACAAUUGCGCCCGGAACAUCUCCGUGACCACAAUAAGAAGAUUUUCCGUCUCCUUUCGGGGGAAAUCGCAUUACAGUACAAAUCCUCCCAAAUCAAGCCGUUUCGCAACAUCUCACAGCGUCGUCGUACAUACACAACACACAAUGUCGAUAGAAAACACAUCGGCGGCGACGACUAAUGCGCAACCAAAACCAAAGGAAGACUUCGUUGGCGAGAAUGGAGACUCCGGUGUGCAACUCGACGAGGAGAAGUUAAGACAAUUCUACAUCGGCGCGAUAGACCAGGGCACGACGAGUACGAGGUUCAUCAUCUUCGACGGGUUAGGAGAGCCGGUCGCGCAGCAUCAGAUUGAGUUUACGCAAAAAUACCCCCAUGCAGGAUGGCAUGAACAUGAUCCGCAGGAGAUUGUCGAUUCCGUAGAUCAGUGCAUAGAGUUAGCGACGCAAGCAUUCCUUGGCCAAGGCCACGACAUAUCAGACAUCAAAGCAAUCGGCAUCACCAACCAGCGAGAGACGACAGUGGUCUGGGACACCAAGACUGGCGAACCUUUACACAAUGCGAUCGCGUGGCCGGACACGAGAACCAAGGGUCUGGUCCGUGAGAUGAAGGAGCGGGACGGCGCCGGCGAGCUGCAGGACAUAUGCGGCCUCCCGCUUUCCACAUACCCAUCAUCGGUCAAGCUCGUGUGGCUCCUGAACCAUGUGGAAGCGGUCCGCCACGCUUAUGAAGAGGGACGCCUAUCCUUCGGCACCAUUGACACAUGGCUGCUAUACAAGCUCAACGGCGGCAAGGAAAGAGAUAUCCACGUAACGGAUCCGACCAAUGCUUCCCGAACCAUGUUUAUGAACCUCCAUACCGUGAAAUAUGACGAAAAACUCCUAAAAUUCUUCGGCGUCGAAAAGGACAAAAUCAACCUCCCCAAGAUCGUCCCCUCCUCUUCGGCCACUGAAUUCGGAUCGCUAUCCUACGGCAUCCUCAAGGGCAUCCGGAUUGCAGGAUGCCUAGGGGAUCAGUCCGCCGCGCUGGUGGGCCAGCAGGGCUUCUCGCCGGGUUCCGCGAAGAACACCUACGGAACCGGAUGUUUCCUGCUGUACAAUGUGGGCGAGAAGCCUGUGAUAUCGCAGCACGGCCUGCUCGCAACCAUCGCGUACGAUUUCGGCGGCAACCGGAAGCCCGUGUACGCACUCGAGGGUAGUAUCGCCGUCGCCGGCAGUGGUGUCAAAUUCCUCAUGAACAACCUCGGCUUCAUCACGCACUCGCACAAGAUCAGCGAUCUGGCCGAGAGCGUGGAGAACAACGGCGGGUGCGUCUUCGUCACGGCGUUCAGUGGUCUCUUCGCGCCGUACUGGAUCGACGACGCGAAGGGUACCAUUUUCGGAAUCACGCAGUAUACCGAACGGGGUCACAUCGCUCGCGCGACAUUAGAAGCCACAUGCUUCCAAACUAAGGCGAUUCUCGACGCCAUGGAGCUGGACAGCGGUCACAAGCUCGCCGAGUUGUCCGUCGAUGGUGGUAUGAGUAAUUCGAACCUAACUAUGCAAACGCAAGCAAACAUCGUAGGUAUCGUCAUCGACCGACCCGCCAUGCGUGAGACGACCGCCCUCGGCGCCGCCAUCGCCGCGGGCUUCGCCGUCGACAUCUGGAAGGAGUUCGACGAACUCAAGGAAAUCAACCAGCGAGGCCGCAUGAUUUUCGAGCCCAACAUUUCCAAGGAGGAAUCAUCACGCAUGUUCAAGAAGUGGAGCCGCGCCGUGGAGAUGUGUCGGGGCUGGUUGGACACUGAAGAGGUUAACGAAGAUUUUGAUGAUUGAAUGAUUGCUUUGAUCGAUCGAUUAGCUUCCGCCAACUUUUAUUUGUUAAUUUUCCUUCUUCUCUCUUCACCCUCUUCUUUUUCACAUCUUGGGACAGAGGAUUGUGGAACAUUAGGAAUGAGAAUCUCUUUCCCCAACUCCUCCCCUUUCCCGUCACCUCGUCUUUGACUAUGCGUUCAUCGUUGCCUUGCAAACGAGCUACACAUGAUCCUCCAUUCUUCGCAAAAUCCCCUCCGCCCCCAAGCAUCGAAU
This is a messenger RNA of Aaosphaeria arxii CBS 175.79, 2188 nucleotides long. RefSeq names its product glycerol kinase. NCBI's taxonomy places the organism in Eukaryota, Fungi, Ascomycota, Dothideomycetes, Pleosporales. The transcript is spliced from 3 exons. The record is from RefSeq and is a predicted model, not a curated record. Gene Ontology annotation, molecular function: glycerol kinase activity. Bases 269 to 1936 code for a protein of 555 amino acids. Gene Ontology annotation, biological process: triglyceride metabolic process; glycerol-3-phosphate biosynthetic process; glycerol metabolic process. Gene Ontology annotation, cellular component: mitochondrion.